This is a messenger RNA of Schistosoma rodhaini, 3354 nucleotides long. The record is from the annotation of a GenBank genome assembly. NCBI's taxonomy places the organism in Eukaryota, Metazoa, Platyhelminthes, Trematoda, Strigeidida, Schistosomatidae.
AUGUCAAGUGGUGGGGCAACUAGUGUAGUGACAAUGAAAGCAACCUCAGCUGCAUUCCCACAAUCUAAUUCACAAGCACAAAAGCAACAUUCGCAAAAUAAUUUGCAACCAACAAAUGUAUUUGAUCAACAGAUUCAGUUACAACAGCAACAACACCAACACCAACAACACCAGCAACAUUUGUUACAACAACAACAAUUACAGCACAAUCCAAGUCAACAUUCUCAAUUGCAUCGACUAUCUCAGCCACAUUUAUCUGCAUCAAUUCAUCCUGUUCAAUCGAUUGCUCAAAAUGUCGUUGCUGCCAGUGGUCAUUCAACCCAUCCAAGUGUCUUUCCAAAUGCUGAAUUCUUUCAAACAUUACAACAGACUGCCGCAGCGGCUGCAUUACCAACUGUACUGCCAUACGAUCAAUCACAGUAUAUUGGUCAAUUAAUGUAUUUCCCAUAUCCCACAGCUGCUGCUGCUGCCGCAAAUGGAUUGUUCAAUACUGGACAAUCAAAUGAUACUGCUACUCAUCAUAUGUCUAUUGGUUCGUCUACACCUGGUGGUAGUGUUAGUGGUAAUCAGGCAACAAUUAUUAAUCAAGCAUCGUGUCAUGCUACUGCUGGACAAUUAUUAACUGGUGGACUUGUAUCAGCCACACCUAGUGGAAUGAUGACUUUGAAUAAUGCAACUGGUUCGAAUCAAGUUAAUAAUGCUAAUCAUCUAUUUGCAUCUGGAGCAGGAUUAGUUGGAAUUGGUGGCAGUGGCGUCGGUGGUGCAUCUGGUUCAAAUACUAUUUCUGUGUCUAAUUCCGCUUCUUUAGCACCUUUAUUUACAACUGCUCAUUUUUAUCCGCAUCAUCAUACACAACAAACUGGUCAACAACCACCACAACAACAGUUUCAAAUUCAUCAUUCAUUACAACAACCGCAUCAUCCACAUACAUCUGUACAUAUGCAACAUGUUCAAACACUUACAGGUCAUCCAGGUGUCCAUCUACAGCAACAACAACAACAGUCGACCGCCGCUGUUGCCGCUGCAGCUGCAGCUGCUGCCGCCGCCACUGUUCUGUUGCCAAGCUCCAUAUCGUCAGCAUCACAACUUAAUAUGUUAUCCUCUCAACAAACUCAUCAACCGGUGCAUUCAACUUCACAAAAUCAUUCAAAUCAUAAUAAUAGUAAUAAUAAUGAAAAUUUACAAAAAGCGGAAGAUAAACUACAAUCUACUACACCAGUGCAUACACCACAAAAACAGUCUGAUCAAGAACUAUUAUCCCAGUCUACUCAACUAGGUACACCAUCUCAAGGAAAUAAUAGUAGUUUGGAUGCUAGUUCAACUACAGUAAAACGUGAUAACAAUGGUACAGGACAUUUCGUAUGCGGUGUAUGCGGUCGAGAAUUUGGUAUGCGAUGUCGUCUUAUUGCUCAUACUCGACGUCAUACUGGUGAACGUCCUUUUCCUUGUGCUGAUUGUGGAAGAGCUUUUUCAGAUAGAGGAAAUUUACAACGUCAUCGUUAUACACAUUCAAGUCAACCGAGAUUUCAUUGUACAGUUUGUGGAAAAUCUUUCCGUCAAGCUUCAUGUUUAUCAAAUCAUCGACGUUUUCAUUGUGCUGGAGCUACAGGUCGUCCUUGUCCUUUCUGUCAACGUUCUUUCCGUUCUUCAUCCAGUCUUCAGAUGCAUAUUCGGUGGAAACAUCGUGCUGAUGCUGCGGCAGCUGUAGCAGCAGCUGCGGCCGCCGCUGCAGCCAACGGUUCAUCUUCACUUUCUGAAGCAUUCACACAUUUACCAGGAUUAACAUCAUAUGUUACAACUGCAACAGUUAACGGGAUUCCAACAAUGUCUCUAAAUGGAAGUACAACAACAACGACAACUAAUAUUGGAUCACCGAAUAAAAGAAAAUGGCGUCGAAAAUCUAAACCGAAACAAGCUCAAAACGCGUUUGGAAAAUUGACCGGUGAUGGAUUGAAUUUAUUAGCUGGGAUUAAUUUAAGUGAAGGCAUUGAUGUAAAUGCUGCCGCAGCUGCAGCUGGAGCGGCGGCUGCUGCUAUCGGUGGUCCAGUUCCAUUAGAUCGUAAAGGUCGUCCAUGUAAUUAUCCUUGUCCUGCUUGUCCACGUCGUUUUGCUUUCCAAUGUCGUCUUGCUGCACAUCUUCGAUGUCAUACUAAUAUUCGUCCAUUUAUUUGUAUUGAUUGUGGUCGUGCAUUCACACAAAGAGGUUAUCUAGUUCGUCAUGCGGCUGUUCAUAAAUUAGAUAGACCAUUUUCAUGUGGAUUAUGUGAUCGAUCCUAUAAACAUUAUGGUUCAUUAGUAAAUCAUCGACGAACUCAUAGUAAAAGUAGUGGUAAUACAACAAAUCUUAGUAAUUUAAAUCUUUUAUCAAAUUUAGGAACAAUUACAUCAACUAAUAUUGGGACAUUAUCUAGUUUAGAAGAAGUAGUCAGUGGUGCAUUAGGUCAAUCACAUAAAACUGAUUCAACAUCAGAUGCAAUGAAUAAUCAAUCAACUACAACUAUCACAUUAUUACCAGUUAGUAAAGUUGAAGAAAUUUUACCCGGUGAUCUUAAUAGUUCUAUUCAACAAGUAUGCUUAUCAUCAGGCAAUAAUAUAUUGACUGUUUCUGAAGGUCAAGAACAACAACAACAGCAACAUAAUUCAGAACAAGUAACAUCUCAUCAACUUACUGCCACUGCAGUAUGGCCAAUUUUAGCUACAGGUGGUGGAGGUGGUAGUGGUAUUAAUCAUGUUUCACAAGCUCAAUUAAUUCCUUCCUCUAUUGUACAGCAACAAUCAAGACAAGCUAUGGUUUCUGGUUCACAUUUCUCUACUAUAACGAUCUCACCUACACAAUUAGCUCAAUCUAAUCAACCGUCUUCAUCAUCAUCUCAACAACAACAACAACAGCAAUUACCACUUGUAACUGCCCCACGACCACCUCAUUUAAGUCAACCAACUAGUACAACUAUGUUAUCAACUGCUAGUGUAAUAGCUGGUAAUGGUGGUACAUCUGCUCCUACAUUUGUAACUCUCCCUUUAUUCAAUGGUUCAAUACAAAAUAAUUUAACAGAAUCUGAUAGGUCUAUUAUUAAUGGUCAAUUGACUCCUCAUUCACAUCAUCAAUUUCAUUGUCCAACAAGUACAUUGUCUGACUCAUCACAACCACAACAACAUCAUCUUCAAAUCGCACAAAGCACGGCAACAUUACAACAACAACACAUUCAAGCAAAUAAUUCAACUACACGAGUGAGCGGUGUUGAUACAAAUAAUAAUAAUAAUAAUACAGCUCCAGUACUACAUGUACUUCAACCAUCACCGAGCAUUUUCUUCUCACCGUACUAUUUACCACAUUCGGCAGCAUCUCAAAUGUAG